UAUAACAUUAAAUCCAGACCCCAGGUCCAUCAGGCUGGUUGGUUCUGGGGGAGACUGUGCAGGAAGGCUGGAGGUUUUCCACAGCGGCUCGUGGGGGACAGUGUGUGAUGACUCGUGGGAUAUUGAGGAUGCGCAGGUGGUGUGCAGACAGCUGCAGUGUGGAGUGGCCCUCAGUACACACAUACCAGCCUGGUUUGGUCCUGGAACUGGGUCCAUAUGGCUGAAUGAGGUGGAGUGUGAGGGGAACGAGACGUCCCUGUGGAACUGCAGAUUUCAGCUGUGUGAAGAGGGUGAAUGUGGACACCAGGAGGACGUAGGAGUCGUGUGCUCAGGUACAGUGUAAUUUAUCUACAAUAAAGUUUAUGAAGUUAUUGUUCAUAAAAGCAGCAGAUGUCCAUUAACUUUGAGUGAUUAAUCUUUAUCCAUAUUUUAAAUAAUAACGGCCAGAACAGAAGUAAUGAUUACAAAUUUAUACUCAGUAUGAGUCGUUGUUCUUCCACCAGAGUUUAAAGAGAUCCGACUCACGGAGGGCUGUGAGGGGAAUCUGGAAGUGUUCUACAAUGGAACCUGGGGUAAUGUGUGUCACAAUCAGAUGGAUGAGGAGACAGUAAACAUGGUGUGUCGAGAGCUGAACUGUGGAAGACGUGGCAAUGUGUCAAACACUGAAACACGAGUAAAAUCUGCUCCUAACUGGCUGGAUUAUCUGAAGUGUAGGAAACACGACUCUAAUCUGUGGCAGUGUCCAUCUUCACCCUGGGGACAGAACAGAUGUGAUAAUGGUGAUGAGGUGGCUCGUAUUACCUGCACAGAUGAUGGAAAGUCUCUACGUACACAAGAAAAGUGCUCUUCAUUUCCCUCUCAGAAACACUGCUCAAAGCACUGGUCUCUCAGGCUGAGUGGAGGAGAGGGAAGCUGCUCUGGGAGGUUGGAGGUGUAUCAUAACGCUACGUGGGGCUCCGUUUGUGAUGAUCAGUGGAACAUCAGGAACGCUCAGGUGGUGUGCAGACAGCUGGGCUGUGGGUCGGCGCUGAGUGCUGAUAGGAAUGUUAGUUCUGGUCCUGGUGAAGGGACUAUCUGGCUGAACAGAGUGAAGUGUCGAGGGGAUGAGAUUCACCUGUGGGACUGUCAUCAUUCCCUGAAGAAACACACUGACUGCUCUCAUGCUGGAGUCACCUGUGCAGGUCAGAGGGGUGUGCUAACUUUUCAGCUUCCUGUCUCCACUCAUUACACUUUUCUCCCAGUGUUAAGACCUGAUAACUUUUAUUUAUAAUCUUAGAUAUUAGUUUGAAAGCUCAGACCCUAAACUG
Messenger RNA from Ictalurus furcatus (blue catfish), 1307 nucleotides. Its product is annotated as antigen WC1.1-like. The transcript has 3 exons. The record is from RefSeq and is a predicted model, not a curated record. Gene Ontology annotation, cellular component: membrane. Bases 593 to 1270 code for a protein of 225 amino acids. Lineage: Eukaryota; Metazoa; Chordata; Actinopteri; Siluriformes; Ictaluridae.